Messenger RNA from Aphanomyces astaci, 171 nucleotides. RefSeq lists its product as hypothetical. Bases 1 to 171 code for a protein of 56 amino acids. Lineage: Eukaryota; Oomycota; Saprolegniomycetes; Saprolegniales; Verrucalvaceae. The record is from RefSeq and is a predicted model, not a curated record. The transcript is spliced from 2 exons.
AUGUCGUGGCGGCUCUGGUGGGCCGACCCGGUGGCGCAAGACGUCUUGGUGGUACCCAUGGCAAGUGCUAAAGAGAUGGCUUUAGCACUUGCGAUGGGUACCACCAAGACGUCUUGCGCCACCUGCCCGCGCAACAACGUGAUCACACCAGCCAGGAGGUGCAAGUGGUGA